UUCCAGGUAUUGCUGAUCUUAUUCAAAUCCAUUUCGAUUCCUCUGGUGGCGAGCCGGUUUCUGGUUAUUUUGGUGUUUGAAUUUUCAAUUUUGUUUUCAGAGAAAAUGAUUAUCCCAUACUCGACACAACUCACUUGCGCUCUUAAAGAGAAUGGAAGAACUAGACAAUGUCUUUGUUCCCAGAGAUCAUCUUCACUAAAGCCGGAAACACUUUAUACCGUGAGAAAGGCAUUAAGACAGCAGAUGAGCUCUCAAAGAUCAUGGCUUUCUUGUUUUAAUGAUGUAGCCAAUUCCCAAGAACAGAUUCCUUCACUCCUGUUGCUAUUUAUAGUAUGGAGACUCAAAAGCAGAGACUUCGCGUUAUCUACCAUCUCUCUCUCGUGACGUGCUCUCUUCUCCACUUCUCUCUCUCAAUCUCCCGUUCUCAUCUCCUCUUCAUGGUUGCAUUCAUUCCGGUUUCCCAAAUUUUCUUCAUUUGGCGAGAGUUCCUUUGAUCUUCUUCUUCUUCCAUGGAUUCGGUUAUCAUCGAACCAGACGAGCGUGAGGCCUUGUCAUCGCUUGUCCCCUCUCAUCCACCCCCGCGUAAGACACAUUCCUACGUCGAGCAAUACGAGCAGAAGCCGCAGCAUCACCCGAUCCGCAAAUACAGCCUCGACGAGGGCUCAAGAUCCGUGCCAACAGAUUCCGAACCUGUCUAUUUCGAUUCCUCCGACGGCGAGUUCUCCACCGAAGGAGUAGCCACCGUAGACGGCAGAACUGGCGGCGAGAGAGGCAAUGUGGAGGAUGAUCACUGCCUCAUCACCCCUCCUUCCAAACCAGCACCAGCACCAGAACCGCAGCGUGGUGAGAUUGCUGGUCACGGAGGAGAAGUUGGAGGAGGAGGAGAAGGAGGGGAAGACAUUGAGCCUCUUCCGGAGUUCAUGGGAGCAGGAGGUGGUGUAGACGUUUUCAAAGUUCCUGUGCGCGCAGCGGUGAACCCUGGACGCCCGCCGUGUCUCGAGAUCCGACCGCAUCCGUUGAGAGAGACGCAAACAGGGAAGUUUCUUAGAAACAUUGCUUGUACAGAAAGUCAGCUAUGGGCGGGACAGGAGAACGGCGUGAGGUUCUGGAACCUGGAGGAAGCAUACGAGGUCGGUUAUGGUGUAGGCGGGCAGGUGCGGCGAGGGGACGAGGAUACGGCGCCGUUUCAUGAGUCUGUUGCAAUCUCUCCCACCUUGUGUAUGAUGAUCGACCACGGGAAUAGGCUUGUGUGGAGCGGCCACAAGGAUGGCAAAAUCAGGGCUUGGAAAAUGGAUCAGGCGGUUACCAACACUGCCGAUGAUUCGAAGCCUUUCAAGGAACGGCUUUCGUGGCAAGCUCAUCGUGGUCCUGUGAAUUACAUUGUCAUUAGCUCCUAUGGUGAUAUGUGGUCAUGCUCUGAUGGGGGAGUGAUAAAGAUAUGGACUUUUGAUUCUUUAGAGAAGUCUCUUGUGCUUAAAGCGGAGGAGAAGCAUAUGGCUGCGUUGUUAGUGGAGAGGUCUGGUAUUGACCUUAGGAGCCAAGUUACUGUCAAUGGUACAUGCAGCAUUUCUUCCUCAGAUGUCAAGUUUUUGUUAGUUGAUACCGUAAGAGCUAAAGUGUGGGCUGUGCAGCAUCUCUCAUUUUCAAUGUGGGAUGCUCAGAAUAAAGAUCUUCUGAAAGUCUUCAACAUUGAUGGACAAGUCGAAAACCGUGUGGAUGGCACACCUGCACAAGGACAACAAGUUGAAGAGACGAAAGCGAAGUUCUUCUCCACACCGAAAAAGGAUAAAUCUCAAGGCUUUCUGCAGAGAUCACGGCAUGCCAUAAUGGGAGCUGCAGGAGCUGUUCGCCGAGCUGCUACUAGAAGCACAGGAGCUUUUGCUGAAGAUCCUAGGAAAGUGGAAGCUAUUGCGAUUGCGGCAGAUGGAUCAAUUUGGACUGGAAGCAUGAACGGCGUAAUUGCUCAGUGGGACGGAAAUGGAAACCGCUUGCGCGAAGUAAACCAUCAUCAGCAGGCUGUUCUGUGCUUUUGCACUUUCGGUGAUCGGAUAUAUGUGGGUUAUUCGAGUGGUUACAUCCAGAUUCUGGAUCUUGGUGGGAAGCUAGUUGCAAGCUGGGUUUCACAUAAUGAACCUGUGAUAAAGCUAGCAGCAGGUGGUGGUUUCAUUUUUAGUUUAGCCACUCAUGGUGGUGUGAGAGGAUGGUAUGUGACAUCACCAGGACCUCUGGAUAGCGUAAUCCGAACGGAGUUAUCUCAAAAGGGGAAUACAUACGCCAGACAAGACAGUGUUAAGAUCUUGAUUGGUACAUGGAAUGUUGGUGAAGGACGAGCUUCAAGGGGAGCGCUUAUGUCUUGGCUGGGAUCUGAUGUUUCAGAUGUUGGCAUUGUAGCUGUUGGGUUGCAGGAAGUGGAUAUGGGGGCGGGUUUCCUUGCCAUGUCUACUGCUAAGGAAACGGUAGGGGUUGAAGGAAGUGUUGUGGGGAAAUGGUGGAUUGAUGCAAUUGGAAAUGCACUGGAUGAGAGAAAUACUUUUGAACGUAUGGGUUCAAGGCAAUUAGCGGGACUGCUAAUAUCUCUUUGGGUGAGGAAGGAUAUUAGAACACAUGUCGGAGAUCUUGAUGUUGCAGCAGUUCCAUGUGGCUUUGGCCGCGCCAUUGGCAACAAGGGAGGUGUGGGCUUGAGAAUCAGAGUUUAUGAUCGGAUCAUGUGCUUUGUGAACUGUCACUUGGCUGCUCACUUGGAGGCAGUUACUCGGAGAAAUGCCGAUUUCAAUCACAUAUAUCGGUCAAUGGUCUUCUCCAAAGGACAAAGUUUAUAUACUGUUCCAGCUGCCGGUGCUUCAUCAUCUACCCAAGCACAAAAGAAUAACACUAAUACAAACAUCAUCACUGAAGAGGAGAAAUCUGACUUGGCAGCAGCAGACUUUGUUGCAUUUUUUGGUGACUUCAACUAUAGGUUGUUUGGUAUAACCUACGACGAGGCGAGGGACUUCAUUUCACACCGAUCAUUUGAUUGGCUCAGAGAGAAAGACCAACUGAGGGCAGAGAUGAGUGAAGGAAAAGUGUUCCAAGGAAUGCGUGAGGCGUUGAUCACCUUUCCACCAACUUACAAAUUUGAAAAGAAUAAGCCUGGCCUUGGAGGGUAUGAUUCAGGGGAGAAAAAGCGUAUACCUGCGUGGUGUGACAGAGUUAUAUACAGAGAUAACCAAUCAACCCCAUUUUGCGAGUGCAAUUUGCAGUGUCCUGUAGUUUCUUGUACUGUAAUGUAUGAAGCUUGCAUGGAUGUGACUGAGAGUGAUCACAAACCUGUGCGCUGCAAACUUCAUGCUAACAUAGCUCACACCGAUAAAUCUGUGCGAAGACAGGAGCUGGGGAAAAUAAUAAAGUCUAGUGAGAAACUCAGAACCAUGUUCGAGGAACUAAGAUACGUUCCGGAAACUUCAGUGAGCACAAACAGUAUUCUUCUUCAGAGUCAGGACACGUUCAUCUUUUCAAUCACAAACAAGUCAAACUCGAGUAGAGCCCUCUUCAACAUCGUCUGCAAGGGUCAGACUGUUGUUAGAGAUGAUGGAGGCACCUUUGGUCUCCCUCGCUGGCUCGAGGUUUCUCCGGGAGCUGGUAUGAUAAAACCAGAUGCUUCUGUACAGGUGAAGGUUCAUCAUGAAGACUCUAACACCUCAGAUGAGUCAUUUGAUGGCAUCCAGCAACAAAACUCAUCGUGUGAAGAAGCUUGCGACAAGGAAGUGACCCUGAUGGUAAUCAUCCAGGGAAGCUGCUCGACCAGAACAACAAGCCACUCUAUCAAAGUCCGCUACUGCUUCUCAGCAGCCAAAUCAGUUAAUCUCGCUUAUUCCAAACCCAAACCCAACAACGCCACAAAGAAUAAUCAAGAAGGUUCCACUCGUUACCAGCCAGAGAGUUACCGCGGUGGGAGCACCAGACGGGGUUGAAGAUGAUGAUUCCUGCUAACAUCACACACUAUAGCUAGAUCUUAGAAGCCAUCUAAAGAAAUGCAUCCAGACCCAGUAGGAGAUCAAGUUUUUAUAAUAUUCACAACUAAGAUUCUGAGUUGUCAUCAGGUUAUGGUUUCUUCAUUCUCAUUCUUUGAUUCAUUUAAUAUCAGAAAAGUGUAUAUUGCGUUGAUACUUCAUUGAACUCAUUACAAAUCUGUUUUUCUA
Molecule: messenger RNA, 4178 nt
Organism: Brassica rapa (field mustard)
Lineage: Eukaryota; Viridiplantae; Streptophyta; Magnoliopsida; Brassicales; Brassicaceae
Product: type II inositol polyphosphate 5-phosphatase 14
Biological process (GO): phosphatidylinositol dephosphorylation
Molecular function (GO): protein binding; phosphatidylinositol-4,5-bisphosphate 5-phosphatase activity
Source: RefSeq, a predicted model, not a curated record